Molecule: messenger RNA, 768 nt
Organism: Caenorhabditis sp. 36 PRJEB53466
Lineage: Eukaryota; Metazoa; Nematoda; Chromadorea; Rhabditida; Rhabditidae
Source: the annotation of a GenBank genome assembly
AUGCCUGGACUCCUGAACAUUCCGACUUCCGAGUUCCGUAAAACUUUCCUCCAACGCAUUUCCGGUCAACAAAAUGUUGACAGCACGGAGCCGAAUAGCUGGAAGGCAAUGUUUGACAAUCCGACAAUGGAGGAGCCUUGCCUGCGACUGAUUGAUGAUGAGAACAUAGUUUUGAAGAAGAAGUUGAACACGCAAGAAGUCAUCUUCAGAAAUGCGAAUUCCGAUCUCGUGAAGCGCAAUUUGGAGCUGGAAUCCCAUAUAGAUGUGAUGCUACUUAAGUAUAAAACCGUGAAGAAGCGCCUGGAAACUGCGAAGAAGAACAAUCGUGUUCUGGAGCGAAAAGUGAGACGACUAUCGGAAAACAUUCAGAAUCGUAACGAAGACGAGGAGGAAUUGGAAGCUGAAUUGGAAAGGCUGGACGACGAACAUCAGCUGGUCAGAAAGGCUCUUUGCGAAAUGCAACGUCCCGUAGCCACCGACGGCCCGUCGGAAUUGCUCAAAUCUGCCGAGUUCGCAUUGCAAUCUGUGCACGAAAUGUGGAAAAAUCGGUGCGAAGCGCUGAAUAUAACUAUUUUGGCAAACGAAGCACUGAGAAAGGACAACGAACGACUGAAUGCGGAACUGGAAGAGCUCAGAGUAAAUAUGGAAACGAUCGAUGAUGAGAACUUGAUUCUUAGGGAAACUGUGGAAAGGACAAAGAACAAGGAGACGACGAAUGGGAUUCCCGAGGAGUAUCAGGAUCUGAUAGACUCUCUUUGUAAUUUCUGA